AUGGAAAACAACUCCAAUGAAACUAGAAGCAUCAGCACCUUUAUUCUACUAGGAUUCCCCACUUCUCGUCCAGCUCAAAUUCUUCUCUUCUUGAUUUUCUUUCUAAUUUAUCUUUUAACCGUUGUGGAAAACCUGCUUAUCAUCAUUUUAAUCUGGAGUUAUUCCAAGUUACAUAAGCCAAUGUACUUUUUCCUUGGCCACCUUUCCUUCCUGGAAACAUGGUAUGUUACUGUUACUGUGCCCAAGUUACUUUCGAUAUUUGCAGUUGAAAGUCGAGAAAUUCUUGUAAGUUCUUGUAUGAUACAGCUAUACUUCUUUGUUGCCUUGGUGUGCACAGAAUGUGUUUUAUUGACUGCUAUGGCUUUUGAUCGAUAUGUAGCCAUCUGCAGACCCUUGCAUUAUGUCACCAUCAUGAAUUGGAAUGUAUGUUGCCUCCUGGCUCUAGGAUCGUGGUUCACUGGUUUUUUUAUAUCACUGAUUAAAGUUUAUUACAUUUCCAGAGUAACUUUUUGUCAUUCAAAUGUUAUAAAUCACUUCUUCUGUGAUAUCUCACCCAUACUGAAUCUUGCAUGUACAGACAUGAAGUUAGCUGAACUUGUUGACUUUGUACUCGCUUUACUGAUACUUUUGGUACCAUUGCUGCUAACAUGUGUGUCUUAUAGCUUCAUACUGAACUCUGUUCUUUCAAUUCCAACCUCCAGUGGGAGACAAAAGGCCUUUUCCACUUGUACAUCCCAUUUGGUUGUAGUUAUAAUAUUCUAUGCAGCCACCCUCUUUAUGUAUGCCAGGCCAAAUAGGGCCAGGUCUGUUGAUUUCAAUAAACUGGUGUCUGUCAUCUACACAGUAAUAACACCUUUACUCAACCCAAUGAUAUACUGUUUGAGGAAUAAGGAAGUUCAGCAAAUUUUACGCAAAAUGUUGUUUUCCAAAAAUUCAGAACCAUGA
Messenger RNA from Hyla sarda, 945 nucleotides. RefSeq names its product olfactory receptor 6B1-like. Gene Ontology annotation, biological process: G protein-coupled receptor signaling pathway. The coding region runs from base 1 to 945 and encodes 314 amino acids. Gene Ontology annotation, molecular function: G protein-coupled receptor activity; olfactory receptor activity. NCBI's taxonomy places the organism in Eukaryota, Metazoa, Chordata, Amphibia, Anura, Hylidae. The transcript has a single exon. The record is from RefSeq and is a predicted model, not a curated record. Gene Ontology annotation, cellular component: membrane.